Messenger RNA from Acytostelium subglobosum LB1, 195 nucleotides. RefSeq lists its product as hypothetical. The annotation marks the transcript as partial. The record is from RefSeq and is a predicted model, not a curated record. NCBI's taxonomy places the organism in Eukaryota, Evosea, Eumycetozoa, Acytosteliales, Acytosteliaceae. The transcript is spliced from 2 exons.
AUGUUGUACAAAUCACUUGCCAACCUCUCUGGUAUGACCUCCAACUCUGUGAACAAUAGCCAGGUUCAGACUACCAAAUUAGUUGGUGGAACUCAAUCUUCAAACUCAAUUGCACUGAUUGAUGCAGAUGUCCAUGGUAGCGUUAUCAUACCAGGUCUUCUUACUAUUGCCCCAAUCGAUAUUGUUGCACGUCUU